CUUGAUGCUGAUGUCAUCGCCAGGCAGGUGGAAGCUCCGGUUUGACGAGCUAUUGGUCCGCCGGAGACAAAGACGAAGCAGCCGGCUGAAAGUAGUCUGUUAUGGGCAUAUUCCGGUGAAUUUGCUUGCUUUGAACCGACGAAAGGAACAUUUGUAUGGGGUGUAUAAGGCAGGUCUAACGAUAAAGUGGGAAAACUCCAGAGAAAGUGCGCGGCCAUAGUUUGACGUUAAUGGAAGCGGUGACGUAAGCAGAUAUGCCAGCUGACGACAAGGUUGCCAUCCUGACAGACGAUGAGGAGAAGCCAAAGAACAAGCAUGCAAUGGCGGAAGCCUUCGCCUCACUGUCACUGCAACAGAGGAGUGCUCCGUCCACGCCCUCCGCCGCCGACCUGUCCGAGCCGCCCGAGCCGCCCGCGGACUCGCCGCCUGACUCUCUCAACUGUUGCCAGAGGAUGUGCCUGCGGAUCAACAGUCACCUCCUCAUCUCUAAAAUCUUCUACUUCUUCUUCUACGCCGCUUAUGGCUCACUGCACCCGCUGCUUGCCGUCUACUAUAAGCAGCUGGGAAUGUCCGCCAGUCGCAGCGGCCUCCUGGUCGGCAUCCGUUACUUCAUAGAAUUCUGCAGCGCUCCUUUCUGGGGCGUGGUGGCGGACCGCUUUAAGAAGGGGAAGGCGGUGCUGCUGUUCUCGGUUUUCUGCUGGUUGGUGUUCAACUGCGGCAUUGGCUUUGUGAAGCCGGCUGACAUGAAAUGUGUGGAGAAGGGAGCUGAUGUGACGGUGACGCCCACCGUUACCACUCCAGGAAACUUCACGCUGGACAACAACUCCACUAUCCGGGUUCGCCGCAGCUGGCUUCCCGAGUUCCCGAUCUCCGUAUUCCAAAGAAGCAUCAAUGACACAUCGCUCUCUAUUAACACCACCGACAGCACCACAACAACCACUGUCCCCGCUCCCACCGGUACCAAGGAGUACCAGAUAAUCUACGACAACGUCCAAGUGGAGAACAUUUUCCUGAUUAUUCUGCUUGUCAUCAUCGUUGGCGAGUUUUUCAGCGCUCCGGCUGUCACCAUUGUGGACACGGUCACACUGCAGUACUUGGGCAAGGCCCGCGACCGCUACGGGUUGCAGAGGAUGUGGGGUUCUCUGGGCUGGGGGCUCGCCAUGCUGCUGGUGGGCAUUUGGAUCGACCACACGCACAUCUCCGUGGUCAUCGACAGCGUUGGCUGCAUCGUGCCCGACUUCCGCCUCCGCAACUAUCAGAUUGCCUUCAUCGUCUUCGGCGUGCUGAUGGGUGCAGCUUUCGUCGUCGCCACACAGUUCUAUUUUGAAAAAGGCGGGGACUAUCUGCGAGAGGUUCCCGAGGGCGCGGCAGAGGGAACACCCGAGGUGGACCCGACCACCAUCAGCACCGACGUCAGUCAGGAAUUCCACUACAGUGACCUUCUAAGGCUGUUGUGCAGCGUGCGCUACAGUUCGGUUCUAUUUGUGGCGUGGUUCAUGGGUUUCGGCUACGGCUUUGUCUUCAGCUUCUUGUACUGGCACCUGGAGGACCUGCAAGGCACAUACACGCUGUUCGGCGUCUGCUCCGUCUUGAGUCACGCCUCGGAGCUUGCCGCCUACUUCACCAGUCACAAGUUCAUUGAGCUGGUGGGACACAUCAGGGUGCUGUACAUUGGCCUAGCUUGCAACACGGCACGCUACCUCUACAUCUCAUACCUGCAGAAUGCCUGGACUGUGCUGCCCAUGGAGGUCCUUCAAGGUGUGACGCACGCCUCUGUUUGGGCAGCUUGUAUCUCCUUCUUGAGCGCUGCCGUCCCACCGGAUCUAAGGACGUCGGCGCAGGGCAUCCUACAGGGGCUUCACCUCGGGCUGGGCCGUGGCUGUGGGGCCAUGGUUGGGGGGUUGCUGGUUGGUUACUUUGGUGCUGCUGUAACAUUCCGCGGGAUUGGCAUGGCCUCCUUGGUCAUUCUCCUCAUCUUCACCCUCAUCCAGUGUCUGACACGCGAAAUAGAGGGAAAUGAGGACAAAAUGCUGGCAGAGAAUAUCCCAGUCCCCUCAAGCCCUGUCCCUAUUGCCACCAUUGACUUGGUAGAGAGCCAGGGCACCAACUUCAACCUCCAGGUUGCCCCCGUUUCUCUGAAAAAGACCAAGUACCAAGAGGAACAAGAGGAUGUAGCUCGACCAGCCUGGGUGCUCUCCGGCGCCCCCUGGGUCACCAUCGCCUUCGCCAUUGUCCAGAUUAGAGAGAUGCUCUCCACGGUAAAGAGUGGCCAGCUGCCGCAGGAGACUCAGCCGCUGCAGAUGAACCAGGUUCCUGAUGACCAAGCAACACACAGAGACCAGGGCGAUUGUGGCGCCACACCCGCCCCCGGACUGCCAACACAACAAAGCCCCGCCUCCCCAAAGCCUACAAACUGCAACAAAGACCACAGGCAGAUGGAGUCACAAGUAGGCGAUGUGGCACCGAAAGUACUUGUUGACUGAGCGGAAUUACAGUAUCUCAACUUCCUGUCGCGUCAGUCCACCCUUUGUGACUGUUAAGCCCUCCUGUUGAUAACAAGUGCCUCUUUGGUAAAAGUGUAUAAAGUGAUGUAAAUUAAGUUGAAUUUAAGUUAAAUCUAUUUUUGUUCUUUUUCUGAACUAUAGAAAGAAUUUUAAUGAAGUGUAAAAAAAAAAAAAAAGUGUUAAUGACUGCUUACAGAGCGAGAAGAUUCACAACCAUGAAGUACAAACCAAUACAACUAGAAACCAUAAGAUAACUUUGCAAAAAAAUACUAAAAAACUAAAAAAGCACAGUGAAACAAUUAGGAAUAAAAAGUUUGACGAGGCCAAAAGGCCAGCUAGGAUGGAGUAACCUAUUACCUACGAUAAUAAAAAGCUAUAACACCAGGAUCGGGAUCUAACCAGAAAAGGAAUAAUUAAUUAAAAGCAAACAACACUACAGUCAGACAUAUUUUGUGUUCCAAAUUGUGCACUUUUCACACUUACAUUUUGCAUCUGAGUGCAUAAAUGCGUUGACACUGAGAAGUAUGGCAAAAUGUAUGUGGCAGAUCAAAAGAGACUAACUCAAGUGUUCAUCAGAAUGAAAAAGUAUAAAAGAAAAACUGGCAAACUUGCCAACAUAUACCGUAUUUUUCGGAGUAUAAGUCGCUCCGGAGUAUAAGUCGCACCGGCCGAAAAUGCAUAAUAAAGAAGGAAAAAAAAUAGAGAUGUCCGAUAAUAUCGGUCUGCCGAUAUUAUCGGCCGAUAAAUGCGAUAAGAUGUAAUAUCGGAAAUUAUCGGUAUCGUUUUUUUUAUUAUCAGUAUCGUUUUUUUAUUUUUUAUUUUUUAUUUUUUAUUUUUUGUAUUAAAUCCACAUAAAAAACACAAGAUACACUUACAAUUAGUGCACCAACCCAAAAAACCUCCCUCCCCCAUUUACACUCAUUCACACUCAUUCACACAAAAGGGUUUUUCUGUUAUUAAUAUUCUGGUUCCUACAUUAUAUAUCAAUAUAUAUCAAUACAGUCUGCAAGGGAUACAGUCCGUAAGCACACAUGAUUGUGCGUGCUGCUGCUCCACUAAUAAUACUAACCUUUAACAGUUAAUUUUACAAAUUUUCAUUAAUUACUAGUUUCUAUGUAACUGUUUUUAUAUUGUUUUACUUUCUUUUUUAUUCAAGAAAAUGUUUUUAAUUUAUUUAUCUUAUUUUAUUUGAUUCAUUUUUUUAAAAAGUACCUUAUCUUCACCAUACCUGGUUGUCCAAAUUAGGCAUAAUAAUGUGUUAAUUCCACGACUGUAUAUAUCGGUUGGUAUCGGUAUCAGUUGAUAUCGGUAUCGGUAAUUAAAGAGUUGGACAAUAUCGGCAUAUCGGAUAUCGGCAAAAAGCCAUUAUCGGACAUCCCUAAAAAAAACAUAUAUAAGUCGCACUGGAGUAUAAGUCGCAUUUUUAGGGGAAAUGUAUUUGACAAAAGCCAACACCAAGAAUAGACAUUUGAAAGGCAAUUUAAAAUGUCUAAAGAAUAGUGAACAACAGGCUGAAUAAGUGUACGUUAUAUGAGGCAUAAAUAACCAACUGAGAACGUGCCUGGUAUGUUAACGUAACAUAUUAUGGUAAGAGUCAUUCAAAUAACUAUAACAUAUAGAACAUGCUAUACGUUUACCAAACAAUCUGUCACUCCUAAUCGCUAAAUCCCAUGAAAUCUUAUACGUCUAGUCUCUUACGUGAAUGAGCUAAAUAAUAUUAUUUGAUAUUUUACGGUAAUGUGUUAAUAAUUUCACACAUAAGUCGCUCCCGAGUAUAAGUCGCACCCCCGGCCAAACUAGGCAAAAAAACUGCGACUUACAGUCCGAAAAAUACGGUGUGCAUUUUUGCACUCCAAACGUGUUAACAUUAUUGGAAGGUUGAAGAAGACAAAGCGGAUAAAUAUUUUGAUAGUGAGUUCUAUGAAAUGCACAAAGACAGUAAUGUAUUUGGGUACAGCACUGCACUGUCAACGUUUGUGCCCUUUGGAACUUAUUCUGAAGUACAUGUUAGGGCUAUAAAUUGGAAGUGCACAAUUUGCAACACAGCCCAUGUUUAAAUAUAGCACACUUAGGUUUGUAGUUUGUACAAUCCUGCAUCUCCUUGCUGCAGCCACUGCCGGGGUCUUGCUCGCCAGCUGAUUUUAAGUAACUUAAAGGGUGAAAGAAUAUUUGCUUAAGCGCGUCAGUAUUUUUAUAAUUGUUCAAUUCUAUCAUGAUGGUACGGAGCCCCUAAAGGGACAUGGGGGAAUUUUUUUUUAAUAUAAUUUAUUUAUUAAUUUUUUUAGACAUGUAUCUUGUGCGCACGAGAAACUUUUUAUAAAGUACAAUUUAAUUUGAUUUUUUUUUUUUUUUUUUUUUUAAACAU
Molecule: messenger RNA, 4869 nt
Organism: Entelurus aequoreus (snake pipefish)
Lineage: Eukaryota; Metazoa; Chordata; Actinopteri; Syngnathiformes; Syngnathidae
Product: major facilitator superfamily domain-containing protein 6-like
Exons: 7
Coding region: 255-2483 (742 amino acids)
Biological process (GO): antigen processing and presentation of exogenous peptide antigen via MHC class I
Cellular component (GO): plasma membrane
Source: RefSeq, a predicted model, not a curated record